Messenger RNA from Trichechus manatus latirostris (Florida manatee), 1346 nucleotides. It is a transcript of the gene GNA11, whose product is annotated as G protein subunit alpha 11. Gene Ontology annotation, biological process: action potential; adenylate cyclase-modulating G protein-coupled receptor signaling pathway; phospholipase C-activating dopamine receptor signaling pathway. Bases 7 to 1071 code for a protein of 354 amino acids. The transcript is spliced from 7 exons. NCBI's taxonomy places the organism in Eukaryota, Metazoa, Chordata, Mammalia, Sirenia, Trichechidae. Gene Ontology annotation, cellular component: heterotrimeric G-protein complex. Gene Ontology annotation, molecular function: guanyl nucleotide binding; GTPase activity; G-protein beta/gamma-subunit complex binding. The record is from RefSeq and is a predicted model, not a curated record.
GAGUCCAUGAUGGCGUGUUGCCUGAGCGAUGAGGUGAAGGAAUCCAAACGGAUCAACGCCGAGAUCGAGAAGCAGCUGCGGCGGGACAAGCGCGACGCCCGGCGUGAGCUCAAGCUGCUGCUGCUUGGCACAGGCGAGAGUGGGAAGAGCACGUUCAUCAAGCAGAUGCGGAUCAUCCAUGGCUCCGGCUACUCGGAGGAGGACAAGCGGGGCUUCACCAAGCUCGUCUACCAGAACAUCUUUACGGCCAUGCAGGCCAUGAUCCGGGCCAUGGAGACCCUGAAGAUCCUGUACAAGUACGAGCAGAACAAGGCCAACGCCCUCCUGAUCCGGGAGGUGGAUGUGGAGAAGGUGACGACAUUCGAGCACCAGUACGUCAACGCCAUCAAGACGCUGUGGAACGACCCCGGGAUCCAGGAGUGCUAUGACCGAAGGCGCGAGUACCAGCUCUCUGACUCUGCCAAGUACUACCUGACCGAUGUGGACCGCAUCGCCACCUUGGGCUACCUGCCUACCCAGCAGGACGUGCUGCGGGUCCGUGUGCCCACCACCGGCAUCAUCGAGUACCCCUUUGACCUGGAGAACAUUAUCUUCAGGAUGGUGGACGUCGGCGGGCAGCGGUCGGAGCGGCGGAAAUGGAUCCACUGCUUCGAGAACGUGACGUCCAUCAUGUUCCUCGUGGCCCUGAGCGAGUACGACCAGGUUCUGGUGGAGUCUGAUAACGAGAACCGCAUGGAGGAGAGCAAAGCCCUCUUCCGGACCAUUAUCACCUACCCCUGGUUCCAGAACUCCUCCGUGAUCCUCUUCCUCAACAAGAAGGACUUGCUGGAGGACAAGAUCCUCCACUCGCACCUCGUCGACUACUUCCCGGGGUUCGACGGGCCCCAGCGGGACGCCCAGGCUGCUCGGGAGUUCAUCCUCAAGAUGUUCGUGGACCUGAACCCCGACAGCGACAAGAUCAUCUACUCGCACUUCACCUGCGCCACCGACACGGAGAACAUCCGCUUCGUGUUCGCGGCCGUCAAGGACACCAUCCUGCAGCUCAACCUCAAGGAGUACAACCUGGUCUGAUGCCCCGGCGCUCGGGGGCCUCGAGCCGGGGCCAGCUCGCCGGCGCGGAGCCGCGUCCCGAGGCCGCGGAGGAGCCCGUUCCGUAUUUUUCCUUCGUAUUUUUAACCGAUGGUUUUUAUUUCAUAGCUAUCAGGGGACGGACAUCUUUCUUUCUACACACUACACACUUCCGCACCUCCUCACCCGCGUCGGCCGGGCGGCCUCUUCCUGGCCUUGACCGUGAAGCUCCGUUUUUUGUUUUGUUUUUUUAAAAAAAAAAACGAAACCCAAGAACU